GCUCAGCUCGGGCUCCAGGAGAGGGGAACUGUUCUCGGGACAACGGCUCAGUGCGCGCCCAGCGGCCGGGUCGGGGCAGCGAUGGGGGCUCUGCAGCUGCCCCAGGAGGGGGACCGGCUGCUCUACUGGGGGGCUGGAGCCGUCACUCUGCUCUUCACGCUGCUGGCAGCCUUCACGUUCCGCCUGCUGCCGGGUUACCUGGGGAAGUGGAAGGCGCUGAAGCCGAUUCCGGGGCUCAGCCCCUGUUACCCGCUGCUGGGAAAUGCUCUGCUCUUCGAGCGCAAAGGGGAAGAUUUCUUUAAACAAAUAGUAGACAAAUUUGAAGAAUACAGGAAUCUACCACUGCUAAAACUUUGGAUAGGACCAUUGCCUUUUGUGAUUUUAUAUCAUCCAGAUGCUGUAGAGGUUGUUCUGAACAGUUCAAAGCACAUAGAAAAAUCUUUUCUGUACAAAUUUCUACAUCCAUGGCUUGGCACAGGACUUCUGACAAGCACUGGAGAUAAGUGGCGUUCCAGAAGGAAAAUGAUAACUCCCACGUUCCACUUCACAAUCUUAGCUGAUUUUCUAGAAGUUAUGAACGAACAAGCCAAUAUUUUGAUUGAUAAACUUGAAAAGCACGUUGACAAAGAGCCCUUUGAUUGCUUUCUAGACAUCACUCUCUGUGCCCUGGAUAUAAUCUGUGAAACUGCAAUGGGCAAGAAUGUUGGUGCGCAGAACAACAGGGAUUCUGAAUAUGUCCGUGCUGUUUAUAAGAUGAGUGACCUCAUUCAUCAUAGACAGAAGUCUCCUUGGCUUUGGUCUAACUUGAUGUACCCUAUGUUCAAAGAAGGAAGGGAACAUACUAGAAGCCUCAAGAUCCUUCACAGUUUUACUGACAGUGUUAUUGAAGAAAAAGCCCGUGAAAUAAAGAACCACACACAACAGAAAGAUGACUUUGAUGACAACUGUGAACAAAGUGGGCCCAAAAGGAGAAGGGCUUUUCUUGAUAUGCUUCUCAAUGCAAUUGAUGAUGAAGGGAACAAACUGAGCUACAUGGAUAUUCGAGAAGAAGUGGAUACUUUCAUGUUUGAGGGGCAUGAUACAACAGCUGCUGCUAUGAACUGGGUCAUCUACUUACUUGGAUGCCAUCCUGAAGCCCAGAAGAAAGUUCACAGAGAAUUGGAUGAAGUGUUUGGUAACUCUGACCGGCCAGUCACAAUGGAUGACUUGAAGAAGUUCCGAUAUCUUGAGUGUGUUGUUAAAGAAGCCCUUCGUCUCUUCCCUUCUGUUCCAUUUUUUGCCCGCACCACAAGUGAAGAUUGCCAUAUUAGCGGAUUUAAGAUACCAAAGGCAACAGAGGUAAUCGUGGUUCCUUAUGUGCUGCACAGACAACCGGAGAUUUUCCCAGACCCAGAAGAAUUCAGGCCUGAGCGAUUCUUCCCUGAGAAUUCUAAGGGAAGGCACCCAUAUGCAUAUGUGCCCUUCUCUGCUGGACCCAGAAACUGUAUUGGCCAGCGCUUUGCACAGAUGGAAGAGAGAGCUGUUCUAGCCAUCAUCCUACGGCGCUUUUGGGUGGAAACAAGUCAAGAGCGAGAAGGGCUUAGCCUCGUGGGAGAACUAAUACUUCGCCCAAAUAAGGGCAUCUGGAUCCAACUGAAGAGGAGAAGAGUGUGUGUGUUAUAAGAAGAAAGCUCCUAAAACAUGUUCCAUUAUAAGAUCAGCUAGCAGUUGAUUCUCGCUGAGAUUUAUGUAAAUCUCUGCAUUUUAAAUUAUUGUAACCAUUUAUAAAGGAACUCAGUAUCAAAUUAUUAGAAGGGGUUUUUCUUGUUGUUCAGUUUGUAUUUCUGGCACUUUGUUCACACAGCACGAUUUUCACGUUACAAUGAAAACGGAGGUAGUGUCGAGCGUAACCUCCCUCCCUUAAUAGAGCAGGUACUGGAGGACAAGGUGGGGGUUCUAUAUCUGCCUCGUCUGUGCACAAAAUAAGAAGUUUGGUUGCCAGCACAAAUAAUUCUAACAAUUUAGCAUGCAGGGCCAGAAUCAGUUGAGAUACCCAGGUCCUAUGGAAAAACAAGUAUGUUGAUCAUGUAAUUAAAGACUAUAUCAUACUUAGAGCUGCAUGAAUAAUGGAUUUGUAAGUUUGCUGGCAAGUAAAAAAAAAAAUAAAAACCAUUUUGUUUUAGAUCGAA
Molecule: messenger RNA, 2168 nt
Organism: Caretta caretta (loggerhead turtle)
Lineage: Eukaryota; Metazoa; Chordata; Testudines; Cheloniidae
Gene: CYP4V2
Product: cytochrome P450 family 4 subfamily V member 2
Molecular function (GO): monooxygenase activity; oxidoreductase activity, acting on paired donors, with incorporation or reduction of molecular oxygen; iron ion binding
Source: RefSeq, a predicted model, not a curated record